AUGGACGAGAACGUGUUACAACCUCUGCUGCAAGACCUGGCCGAGCUCAAGAGCAAUGGUCUUCAAGUUCGGUGUGGUGAAGGCACCAUGACAGUGAAGGCCACGGUUGCCGCAGUGUGCGGCGACAAUCUUUCGCUGAACAAGCUUGGAGGCUUUUCCUGCUGCUUCAGCAGUGGCAGGGUAUGUCGCUUCUGCAUGGCAACUAAAGCCAGGCUGGCAGAGCUCACGAGAGAAGAACUCUGUGUGAUAAGGAGUGCAAAUCGACACAGCAUACACUUAUCGGCAAUUGCUAUCAACCCAUCGUUGAAAAAGCAAUACGGAGUAACCGGGCCCUCUCCAAUGCUGUCCUUGGAAGACUUCGACGUGACAAAACAACUCAUGCCAGACAUAAUGCACGACAUGUUUGAAGGAGGAUUUGCAGUUGUUCUCCAUUAUGUUCUUCAAGGGCUCAUCCAAGAGGGCACCCUUGCAUUGUCAGACUUGGAGAAGGUAGCCAAGUUCAAAUUUGGCUUCAACGACCGAAAGAACAAACCUGAGCCUCUAAGUGUCAACUUCACCAAGGACCACCGUGCCUUGAGAGGCACAGCUUCGCAAAAGUGGUGCUUGUUUAGGCUGCUCCCACUGAUGAUGGCCUCUAGCAUCCCAGAAGGCAAUGCGCAUUGGGAGCUCUACCUAAAGUACCGGGAGAUCACAGACAUGAUUCUUGCUCCUGAGGUUCCCACUGACUUCGUGCCAUACCUAGAAGACAGAAUUCAAGGUUUUCUAAAGGACUUCAGUGAGACAUACCCAUCAGCCAGUGUGCCCCCCAAGCUGCACUAUCUUGUCCACUAUCCCCGCAUCAUCCGAGAGUAUGGGCCCCUGCAACAGUACUGGUGCAUGCGCUUUGAGGCAAAGCACCAGUACUUCAAAGGUCUGGCAUUGAAAACCAAAAAUUUCUUGAACAUCACCAAGACCUUGUCUACACGACACCAACUCCUGCAGAGUUACGAGCUCCAUACCUUUGUCCUUGACAAACCUGUUUAUGCCACAGGUCUCAAGGUGGUAGCCCCCGCAGAACUCAACCAGUGCGCAGAGAGCCUGGCAUCUGAUGGCCUGCAGGUCUGGGAAGCCAAGUCCAUCGAGACAAGCACGGGAGUUUACCAAACUAACGAUGUCCUUCUCAUGAACAAGACAAUGUCACUGAGCUUUGCUAAAGUUAGCACAGUGUACAUGGUGAAUCGUGAAGUGUUCCUUCUGCUCAAUGAGCUGCAAGUGGAGAGAUUCCGCAGACACAGGUGCAGCUAUAGAGUGCAGAACACCGACAACUUCUACCUCAAGCAGCCUGGUGAAGAGGCCUGCUUCCAACGGUUGGACCUCUACAACGAGGGAGAGCUUGUGCCAAAGUGGGACAGCUUCUAUUAUCCUUAA
This is a messenger RNA of Ixodes scapularis (black-legged tick), 1407 nucleotides long. RefSeq lists its product as uncharacterized. The transcript has a single exon. The record is from RefSeq and is a predicted model, not a curated record. NCBI's taxonomy places the organism in Eukaryota, Metazoa, Arthropoda, Arachnida, Ixodida, Ixodidae. Bases 1 to 1407 code for a protein of 468 amino acids.